Molecule: messenger RNA, 4680 nt
Organism: Gamsiella multidivaricata
Lineage: Eukaryota; Fungi; Mortierellomycota; Mortierellomycetes; Mortierellales; Mortierellaceae
Exons: 5
Coding region: 303-4268 (1321 amino acids)
Cellular component (GO): Ski complex
Molecular function (GO): protein binding
Source: RefSeq, a predicted model, not a curated record
UGCAGUCUAGUGCUUUCAGGAUUGGCGUAUCAGAACCAGGGUCAAGCGGCCAAAGGAGAAGAGCGCUUUAGAAAAGCAAUUGCAGUUAGCCCCGAGCUUCCUCUGGCGCGCGAGGGUCUGAUCAACUUUUACGAUAAACUAAAGAAGUGGCCUGAGCUCGCCGCAGCACUGGAGGAGAUGCUCCAGAUCCACCUAAAAAGGUAUAGACAAUUUCGCUUCUUGGAAAUGUAUCAUAUGGCGAGCUUACGGAUCAAACCGCAUUUUCAUUCUUGUUAUGAAAUAGUGCGGAUGGAAAGAAGGCCAUGUCGGUAACAGAGCGGUUGAUUGAUCUUUAUACCACUGAGGGCGAAAUGAACAAGGCAAUUGAGAAGAUUAAAACGCUCCUGCCCGGAUCGAUGCUCUACGAUUUAUUGGGUGAUAAGCCAAGCCGUAUGGAAACCCUCAAAACUCUGGCAUCGAUUCAAGAAAAGAUGGAUGCCCAGUUCUACGAACGCGAGGUUAGACUGCGCCGAGGACGUCUUGGAGGCGGAACUCAGGAGCAGGUUCAGAAUGCAGUGAAAAAUGAGCUCUACAACAAGUCUGAGCUUGGCACUACAUACGAGUCAAUCUUGGAGCUCGACCCAGAGAAUAGGGCGGAUCUGCAGUUGAAGCUACUUCAGUUUUAUAUCAAGAAAAUCGAAGCCAUCACAUUUGAUCAGAAGACAGUAAUCCGUGAAAAAGCGUUGGCGUUGGCGUCCGACAUGAUCAAGGGCAACUGCGCUUCACCAUUGCCAUACGAACUGCUUCUAAAAUUCACCGAUGCAGCCAUGCCUUCCGACUAUGAUGCGUACCUUCAGGAGCUGUACUUCACAAAGUUCCCCAACACCGGAUUGUCCAAUAUAAUUCAAGCACAACUGCAUUUCGCGAACGGAGAAGCGAGGGAAGAUCUAGUGGAGAUUCUGGAGGAGGGCUUCAAGUUGGAACCAGACCUCGCGUAUGGUUACCUCGUCAUAUGCUGGAUGGACUAUUCAGUUCAGGAUUAUGAAGCUGGUCUGGAGCAUGCCACGGCAGGACGAAAUAUCCUCCAGAGGCUUGCUGCCGCCACGGCAUUUCCAUUCGACAAAAUGCGCCGAUCCUUCGAGCUCUGUAUGGCUUGCUGUCAGCUCAAAAUCAGCCCAAAGCUGGCAGGCAGUGCCCUCGCUCUUUAUGAAGGAAUCCUUGAUGCGGACGAAAAUAAUAUUGAGGCCCGUCAGGGUGUUGGAUUCGUCCGAUGCAUAGAAGGAAAAUAUGCAGAGGCAACGAAAUCCUUUGAAAAUGUUCUCCUACUGGACCCUGAUAAUAUCUCUGCUCGGUCUGAGCUAGGAUGGAUCUGCUACGUUCGAGGGGAGUUCGAGCAAGCGGAAGAAUGGCUUCGGGAAGUUAUCGAAAUGUCAAAAGAGCCCCGCGCGCUGGACCUCUAUCGUUUGGGAAGAAUCUAUUAUGACAUGGGUGGGGAGUACCGCGAAAACUCGGAUUAUUGUCAUGCACAACUUAUUGCUGCCGCCAAACUGGACCCGCAUUGUGCUGGAGCCUUUACAUAUCUGGGACACUAUUAUCGUGAGGUUGCUCAGGAUGACCCUCGUGCUGAAAAAUGCUACCAACAUGCGUUCUCCUUGGACCCUCGCGAAGGGGAUGCUGGACGUUUCCUGAGUGAUUACCUGUUGAAAGGCGACAGCUUGGAGGGCGCGAUCGAUGUGUACGAAAAGGUGAUUGCAGCGGACGGCAAGGCCAACUGGGCCCUGAACAGACUGGGAUUCGCGGAACUGAUGCGUGGCAACAAUAUCGAGGCUAUGGGAUCCUUCCAGAAGCUGCUGCGAAAUGACAUUAAGAACGCACUGGCAUGGGAAGGUGUUGCAGAAGCGUAUCAACAUGAGGGAAGGUACAUGGCAGCAUUGAAGGCAUUCACCAGGAAUAGAGAGCUAGUUCCAGAGUCGACUACGGCGCAAUACCAUAUUGCGCGAGUGCAUCAACGACUUGGCAUGUAUUCAGAGGCGAUCGAGCAGUACCGGUCGACAUUACAGCUGGCGGAACAAAAUCAAGAGUCCCAACACAUUCCAUCGCUGAUGGGUAUAGCAGAGAGUUGUUUAGAGCAGGCCAAAGAGUUCUUUGUCUCCGGAUACUAUGGCCGAUCUGCAGAGUCCUGCGGGCAUGCGCUGCAGUGUGCGUCUCAGCUUCUCCAAAUGGACCCCAACAUUAUAUCUGCAUGGAAGUUGGUCGGCGAUGCUUGUCUUGCAUACCGUGCAGUCCCUCGAUACCUGUAUCUCUGUCCUCUGAACAUUCUGUCCGCCAUCGUCAACAUGAUGCCUUCCGAUACGAAUGCGCUCCUUCACUUUCCAUCAGGCACGGACGAAGGGGUACUGGAGAUUCUAAAGACCAUGACAUCUACCGACCUUGUGAACGCGACAUCAGAGGAGAUCUCACAAGCACUGGAUGCGAUUUAUACAGUUGCAGGUCUCGCGUACAAGAGGGCGAAUAUUUUGAACGGAAACGAGGGGCAUCUGGCUGCUCAUUUCUGGUACGAUAUUGCUCUGACGUACUAUUACCGACACGAAAACGCUGCGAAGGAGCACCGCACAGCUACGAUAACACGACAUAAAGGACAAUGGCUCGGAGUCACCAUGCGUUGCCUGAAGGCGUCGCUACAGUUUGAAGAAGAAAGUCCAAUUGUUUGGAAUGCGCUUGGUGUUGCAACUCUGUCGACGAAUGCCAAGAUCAGCCAGCAUGCGUUCAUCAAGGCUAUUGAAUACGACCCCAAGAAUGCGGCGCCGUGGUCCAACCUUGGCUUCCUGUAUUUGCUCAACUUCGACCUAGAUCUUGCGCUCAAGGCGUUCACGACUGCUCAAACCUUGGAUCCUUCCUUUGCACAGGCAUGGACAGGGCAGGCCUGUGUCGCCAGUCUUUGGGGAAGCCACGAAUCGACAGCAUUGUUUGCACAUGCGUGUGAAUCCAGCACGGCUUCUGUCUUGGAAGCCGACUACGGCUACGCGAUUAACACCUUUACGAGCAUGGUGGACAAUUUCCACAUGGCUAGCCCAGGAGCCCAUGCUGCCAACGCCAAACGCGGUCCUUCUUCAAAUGCAACAACAUUUUUGGUUACGCCAGCCUUUGCACUUUCAAAGUAUCUGGAGCAGCGGCCUCGAGAUGCUGCGGGCUGGAAUUUGUUGGGUCUGAUGCGCGAGCGGUUCUUGCAGCACGAAGGAGCAGCAGAGUGCUUUUUGACGGCGAUCCGGAUCUUGAACGAAGAGGAAGGCCAUGAGAUUAUCGAUGACGGAUCUAGGAGGCGUAGGAUGAUGUUGCAUCACAACCUGGCACGCGCGCUACUUUGUAUGCAGGAUUAUACUGGUGCAGUGGAGGCAUAUGAGAUCUCGCUGGAGCUGGAGGGGCAGGAAGUAACGCCGAAUGAGGUCAGAACAUGCAAGCACUUGGGAGCAGGAUUGGCACUGUAUUAUGCGGGCGAUCUUGAGCGCAGCCUGGGGAUGUUUGAGAUCGCACUUGCGGAGACCGAGCAAGUUGAGGGCAUGGAAAAGUCCCGGGACGAUGUUGUAGUCCUGCUGAGCCAGGUCCUUUGGGCCCUUGGGGGCGAGGAACAGCGGGCGGUCGCGAAGGAGGAGUUGUUUCGGUGCAUUGCUCAAUCUCCAACACAUCUGCCUGCGAUUUUUGGAUUGGGAGCCAUGGGACUUGUGCAGGAUGAUGAGACACUCGCUACGGCAGCGUUGAAGGAGAUCCUCAAGUUUUCGCGACAGGAAUUGGCAGAGAUGGAUCCGGAGCUGAGGUCAGACCAGAUGAUCAGCCAGUAUUAUUCGCUUCUGAGCGAGUCGAAGCUUUCUAUUGCAGCACUCUCUAAGUCUGUGCACCAGGCCCCAGCCGACGCAGCGCUGUGGGGUCGAUUGUCAGAACACCUAUCAAGGACGACUGCGGACACGGGCAUGAGUUCGUAUGCAGUCGCCCAGGUGAAUGCAAAGGCAGGUUUGGACCUACUACAUGGAAGGGAAAGUCUGCAGGCAGUUGAUCUGAUGCAAGGAUAUGUGCAGGUAGCAGGGACGAUGCUACUGGCGAACACAGAACGACAGCAGAAGGUAGCCGGGUGGAAGAACGUGAAGAAGGAAAAGAUUGAAGAGGAACUGAGGCAGAGUGUGGCUAAAGUGAAAGGCGCGGCGGUGAUGGCACAGAGGGGUGUGAUGGCUGCACCCUGGAGGCAGAAGGCAUGGCAAACCCUGGGGGCCGCAAUAGAGGAGUUGGUGCAGCUGUAAGCAUACAAGGGUGCAGAAACCCAUUAAAGCACCACUGUGGCCAUGGAAGUGUCAUUCCACAAGUAACCGCAUAUAACAGAAAAGAAAAAAAAGUUUCAUUCAGAUGCCAUGAAAGGGAGGACACUGUUUUCUUCCUUCCCUCUUCUUGUUGCCACCAUUGACCAUUGACCAUUGACCAACAACCGCCGACCAACAACCAUCGAUCAUCGCUCUCAACCUUCAACCCUCUACCUCCAAUUAUUGGCCGUUAAACCAUUCCUCAAAACAACCUACGUCGGAUAUCGAUUCAUUUGACAUUCACAUGUCGCAACGUACAGACGACGGACAGGACUGGGCUGCUGACACUACUGUUGCUGCUACCUCGGAUAGUAGCGAUACCGAGGACCCUGCCAUCAUUACUCACCGGUCACGU